AUUUGGCUGGCAACACUGAAACUGACCGCUCACACCGUUUCAAAAAUUAACGUAAAACGUAAACAUUGGCAGGAUUUGUGUCUAAUUUAUACCCAAAACAAAUCGUGAAUUUACCACAAAUGAGUGCAAAAACUGGUGGUGAUGAAGAUCCGGUGAAUGAGGAGCGUGCCGGGAUCGUUCGAGAAGUGGGGUCGCAAGCCGUUUGGAGUCUGUCGUCAUGCAAACCAGGUUUUGGAGUCGAACAAUUGCGUGAUAAUUGUAUGGACACGUACUGGCAAUCGGACGGUCAAUUACCGCAUCUUGUCAACAUACAAUUUCAACGAAAAACUACAAUAAACCAGAUUUACAUCUACACCGACUACAAGCUGGACGAAAGUUAUACCCCAAGCAAAAUUUCAAUUCGAUCGGGAACGCACUUCAACGACCUGCAAGAAAUCGAAAUUGUCGAACUGAAUGAGCCGGCAGGCUGGGUGGUGAUUCCCAUCGAAGAUAUUCGAGAGCAACCGAUACGUACGUUCAUGAUUCAAAUAGCCGUCAUAUCGAAUCAUCAGAAUGGUCGUGAUACUCACAUGAGACAGAUUAAAAUUCAUUCACCGAUCGAAGGUCGAAAUUAUUUACUAGAGGAAUAUGGUCCAUUCUCGACGCUAGAGUUUCAACAGUACCGAACUUUGCGAUGAAACGAAUGUCUAAGUCUAAGUAGAAUUUUAAUUUAAUAAAUUUACAUUCGGAACGAA
Bradysia coprophila is the source of this 734-nucleotide messenger RNA. RefSeq names its product anaphase-promoting complex subunit 10 (gene APC10). The record is from RefSeq and is a predicted model, not a curated record. Gene Ontology annotation, biological process: anaphase-promoting complex-dependent catabolic process; protein K11-linked ubiquitination. Lineage: Eukaryota; Metazoa; Arthropoda; Insecta; Diptera; Sciaridae. Gene Ontology annotation, cellular component: anaphase-promoting complex.